Molecule: messenger RNA, 2410 nt
Organism: Oncorhynchus keta (chum salmon)
Lineage: Eukaryota; Metazoa; Chordata; Actinopteri; Salmoniformes; Salmonidae
Product: pescadillo homolog
Exons: 15
Coding region: 143-1906 (587 amino acids)
Biological process (GO): ribosome biogenesis; maturation of LSU-rRNA from tricistronic rRNA transcript (SSU-rRNA, 5.8S rRNA, LSU-rRNA)
Cellular component (GO): nucleolus; PeBoW complex
Molecular function (GO): RNA binding
Source: RefSeq, a predicted model, not a curated record
UGCGAGUUUAUUCCGCGCAUGUCACACAACACGUGCAUCAGCCACGGUAUUUUUUCGUGGUGGUUGUGUUUACAUGAUUGUCGAGAGAAGUAAAGCCCAAAAAAAGUAUUUUAUUAGAAUAACACGAAAAUAUAUAUUGUAAAUGGGGGGUCUACAGAAAAAGAAGUAUGAGAGGGGCUCUGCCACCAACUACAUCACACGGAACAAAGCCCGCAAGAAGCUGCAGCUAAGCCUGGCAGAUUUCAGACGCCUGUGUAUUCUGAAAGGCAUCUACCCUCAUGAGCCUAAGCACAAGAAGAAGGUGAACAAGGGUUCCACGGCCCCCCGCACAUUCUACCUGUUUAAAGACAUCCGGUUCCUCCUGCACGAGCCCAUCGUUCGAAAGUUCAGAGAGUACAAGGUGUUUGUGCGUAAACUGAGGAAGGCAUAUGGAAAGGCGGAAUGGACAGGGGUGGAGAGACUGAGAGAAAACAAGCCUGGCUACAAACUGGACCACAUCAUCAAGGAGAGGUACCCCACUUUCAUCGAUGCCCUCCGUGACAUCGACGACGCCCUCUCUAUGUGCUUCCUGUUCUCCACAUUUGCCCGCACGGGGAAGUGCCACGUCCAGACCAUCACGCUGUGCCGACGCCUCACUGUGGAGUGGAUGAACUACGUAGUCGCAUCUCGCUCUCUCAGGAAGGUUUUCCUCUCCAUCAAGGGGAUUUACUAUCAGGCAGAGGUCCUUGGACAGCUCAUCACCUGGCUCGUGCCCUACCAGUUUGCCCAUGAUCACCCGACAGAUGUGGACUACAGGGUAAUGGCCACCUUCACAGAGAUGUACACGACCCUCUUUGGCUUCAUUAACUUCCGCCUCUACCAGACCCUCAACCUGGUCUACCCGCCCAAGCUGGACAGCAAAGCUGAGUCGGAGUUGAAGGCAGAGCACGAGGAGGACUACGCUAUGGACUCAGAGAGCUACUUGGAGAAACUGUCAGCCCUGAGUGCCAGCCUGGCACGGGUGGUCGCCACCGCAGAGGAGGAGGAGAACCAGCUGGACCUUUUCCCUACCGAGGGGGAGGACCAGGAGAAUAUGCAGGCCAGAGAGAAGGAGCAGAAAGAGCAGGAGGCCCAGAAAAAGCUUUUUGAAGGGCUCAAGUUCUUCUUGAACAGGGAAGUUCCCAGAGAGUCACUGGCUUUUAUCCUGAGGUGUUUUGGUGCCGAGGUGUCCUGGGACAAGUCCCUCUGCAUCGGUGGCACCUAUGAAGUGACCGACGAGACAAUCACUCAUCAGAUUGUAGACAGACCUGACAUGGACAAGCAGUACAUUAACAGGUACUACAUCCAGCCCCAGUGGGUGUUUGACUCCGUCAACGCCCAGAUGCGCCUGCCCGUUGAGGACUACUUCCUGGGGACGACGCUACCGCCCCACCUCUCGCCCUUCGUGGAGGAGAAGGACGGCGACUACGUGCCCCCGGAGAAGUUAAAGCUCAUGGCCCUGCAGCGGGGGGAGAAGCCCGUACAAGAGGAUGAAGAGGAGGAGGAGGAGGAUGAUGAAGAGGAUGAUGAUGAAGAGGAGGAAGAUGAUGUGGAUGAUGAAGAGUUGACCGAGGAGAAGAAUCUGAAGAAGAUGGAGGGUACGCGAGCCCAGGGCAAGACUUUGGCGGUGAAGGUGACCCCCGGCAAAGUGAAACCCUGGGAAACUGGUUCCGUGGGGAACAAGGUGCGCCUUGAGCAGGAGGAGAAGGCAGAGGAGAAGCGUCUGGCCAUCAUGAUGAUGAAGAAGAAGGAGAAGUACCUGUACGACAAGAUCAUGUUUGGCAAGAAAAGGACUACCCGAGAGGUUAACAAACUGACGGCCAAGAGAAAGGCCCAUGAAGACGCCAGCAAGGCUCAGAAGAAGCAGAAAAAAGCCAAGAAGCAGUAGUCGCUUAACUGUGGAUAUUCACAGUUAUACUGUGGAUAUACUUGUUUUUUUUCUGUUGUUGUAUGGUCGUCAAUCAUACACGGUUGAAGUCCCAUGAAACUCCAUAGGUUUAUUCAGAAUAAGUUGGUCCCAUUGAACAUGAUGAGUGUUAAAACCAUGUGGUCACGCAUAUUGGCAGGUGGAAAAGCUGGAGGAGUCACAUUGUGGUGAAAUAUUAUCCACCCUGCCUCAACCAUCGCAAGGUGACUGUUUGCUUUGUUCUUAUUUGUGUGAACUCAGAUAUUCUGGUCAGUACUCUGUACCUGAACCCCCCCAAUGAUUCACCCUAUUUUAAUCUAUGACGUGUCAUUAAAUGUGGUUCUGAAUACUUUAGUAGAAUAACUUGUUGGUGUCAUCAGACAAAUUUAAAUUUGUAUGAAACCUCCCCGUGAGAACAAUUUGUAUGCUUAAAAAAGGUGACUCUUUGCUUGAUAUGUACUUCAAAUAAAUUGUUUAUGGACUUUU